GGCAGGUGUUUAUAGAUUAUUAUUAGCAACAGCUGGCGGAUUAUAAUUUCGUUAUAGAGGAAAUUCUGUCGGUGCUGGUAUUGAAAGUGAAGGGAAGUGAGGAUACAGCGACAAGCAGAUUAUAGCCAUCUACAAAUUAAUGACACACAUGUGUAUUGUACAGAGUUAAAGUGUUCUUGGACAAGACGUUAUAUAAUCUUCAGAUGAUCCAAAAAUAGCAGAUCUGUGUGGUGUCUUAUUCAUUGGAGUUUUUCUAGAGCUUUCUGAGUGUGGAAAUUUUAAUUGACUCAGACCUGUGACUAGGCAGACGUUCUCCUCUCUCUCUCUCUCUAUAUAUAUAUUUAUACCUAUAUUUAUUGAGUGGAUUUUGAGAACAGGAAUUUGCAAUGAAUAGAAGACAUUAUAGUAAACCCCACUCAAAGUGGAUCCACCAGAUUUUUGGUAGGUUUGUUUUUGAAACAUAAAAAAAAAUCACACUAAAGGGACAUUACCCUGUAAAUCCUGUGUGAAGUUUCAUUAUCACUAAAUAUAACAUUUUCAUACAAGUAUUAAUAUCUUCAGGGAACUAUGACGUAGGGUGCAUGCAGUGUUUUGAAAUUGAUUUAUAGGUCAAGGUGUCUGGAGUUGUACUUCUAAUUAUCGUUUUUAUGAUGUGAGUGGACUGAUAAUUAUAUUGAACAGGCCAGCGUGGUGACAGCUAUAGUGUUUGAAUGAAUAGAAUUAGUUGAUAGAACAUGUGUCAAUUAGCAGAGUAUAGAAUGUACUAUUUGCAGUUACACAUCAAUGUCUCGAUCUGUAGUAGUGCACUAGUAUGUACUAAACAAUAUGUCACAGUACUCGAGGAUUUCGCACACAAGUUCCUGAGUCUGUUUGAUGCAGAAGGCUAAAUUUCUUUUGUUGAUUACACUUAUUGAUUUUAAUGUUUUGUAUCCUGCGACAUAUUUUCAACAUUCAUCAUAUCAAUAUUACGUACUGAAAUAUUCCUUCACUGAUAUUCAGUGAUAUAAGAAACUAUAUAUUGCAGCAUAAUCCAUAAUCUCCUUAAUAAAAACCUAUAUUUAAGGAAUAAAUGUCGAGGUUAUGUUGAAGAUAAUGAUUAUGCAAAGAUUACUACCUCAGAGUCCACAGUUAAUUGUCUCAAUCUGACAAUGCAUGUGUUAAUUAAUGUUCAAACCUCAAAUGUAAACGAUGAGUGAGUUACUAUUAUAGCUUCAUAAAUGUCUGCUGUGACUGUUUGUAGUGUCUGCUUGACAACAACUACAAUUUAUAGGUCCUCACCCUGAAAUGGUUAUAGCGUGUCGAUGUUAAGUGUUUUUCCGUAUCACGGGCAUUUUCUGCAGCUGUCCAUUUUUUGCGGAUACAGAUAGAAAAAAUCUGCAAAAAUUAUAAUCGCAAAAAAAGUAUAUCGAUGCGUAUACAUAUCAGGUAUAACGCAACUGCAGAAAUUGGAAAUGCAGCUUAUAAUUUGCUACCUAUUAGGGAUCAGAUCACAAAAAUUCCACCCGCAGAAAUUACGUGUCAUAUAUGGUACCUGGCCUCUGUCAUUCAUUAAAACUGACCAGUAAGUACAUGCACUAUAUUCUGACUUUCUUACAUAGUAUUGUAUGAAUAAACAAAAUGGACUGAUAUCCACAAUGUAGGUUACAUACUAUAUGUACCUGAAAAAUAAUGUGAUUAAAAUUGCUGAAAGACACGCAUAUGCCUAUAGUAUCUAAUUAAAAUCAUGCAGACUUCUUAGAUCCGCACCAUAUACUCUUAAGCAGAGCAUACGGUGUGGAUCUAAGACGUCUUAUUUUAAUUAGAUUGUACGUGUAUGCAUGUGCAAUAUUUUUGAGCUUGCUGUUUUUGGAUAUUCGUUCAUCAUUGAAAUGUUUUGAAAUUAGCAUUGUAGGUAUAUGUUAAGACUUGUGUUUGGUCAUUGUGGUCGGAAUGCUCACUACCACACUCAUACAUGUGUGCUUAAUUUGGAUUGGAUAAUGCUCAAAAGUCUAUAAUUAUAAUCUUCUUACUUUUCAAUGAAUUUUUUUGAAAAUCAUACUGUACAUAAAUUUAUAGUAAGGUGUUGGACGUACAGGCAUUAGUCAUUAUAUACUGACAGGCCAUCGUCGGUGACUGACCAACAUGUGCAAGCUAGAAUACAAGAAACUGGAACAAGAUGUUAGACUCCAUCUGAAUUGUAUAUUUCUAGUUGUUACAAAUUUACAAUUUUAGAAUUUACAUGCAUUUUUACACAUGUAUUGCAUGUUUUAAUUUAACAUUGAUGAUUUGCUUGUAUAAAGUUUUACACCUAUAGAUAUAUAUUAAGCCCAUAAAAUGAAAUAUUAUAUUUUUAGCAGUCACCAAAUUGAAUUUGAACAUCAUUGCACUAUUCCAUGUUUAAUAAAGGUAUACACUUUAAAACUAAUUAAUUUAGAAUGUUUGUAAUUUUACCUUGAAUGAAAUGUUUACGGAUUAAGGGGUGACAAAUGCAGCGCUUCACUUGAUGUGAUGGGACAUUAGUUCGUUGUUGGUACCUGUCAGAACCGCUAUAAAGCAGCAAGUGCACAGACCUUAACAUAUUUUUAUUAAAAAGGUGAAUAAGACGUUCAUCCAUCAUUUUAUAAACAAAUGAGGAUAUUAGUGACGCAAGUUAACUCUUAAUGCCUGCAUUUACAAAGCAUAACUUCUGGUUUUUAAAUAUCAUAUUGCUAAGUUUGUCAGUUAAUGAAUUCAGGUAUUCAAUAGUAUAUAUAUAUUAACUGUGCCUGGUAAUAAUCAUGAUUUGAUGAGGUAAAUGAGAAUUGUAAUGAGAGCAUCAGUGAUAGCUGUUAUAUUUUAAUUGUAAGAUUUUGAAGGUCAGGUGAUAAUUGUUAAAUUAUAGUGGUUAAUAUUAUAAUAAUGCUAGUAUUAUAAAUUUGAUGUGUGUUCAGUGAUGAUAAGAUCAAUAAAAAAAAAAUUCGUGUGUAUAAAAAUUUUAUAUAUAUUUUUUUUAUCAUGGCACAAGUUCUAAAGUUUGCAAAUUACCGAAAAGAAAAAAAGAUAAAACAAAUUUUAAAAAAAAGGAGAAUAAAAUUGAAAUUAAAAAAAGAUAGGUGUACAGAUUAGAUGAAAAAUAUUUUGAUAAAUCAGGAUAGCAAAUUCACAAAAUAAAAUUUUCUAGAAUUGUAUUCAUGAAUAAAUAUAAUAUGAUAUAUAUUUGCAUCUUGAAUUGACGCAAGUGUAAAGGUAUACCGUAAACAGCUGCAUACAAUACAUGCAAUGCAGGUUUUCUCAGUUAAAGAAAUUUAAUCUUAUAGAAAUUUAUAAGAAGAUAAAACCAUGUUAUCUUCAAAAUGUUUACUUCUUAUUUUGAAAAUAACAUCACAAGUUGUUUGUUUAUAAAUUCCUGCAUAGGAUAUACCUCUAUACAUGAAAUUACCUAUUGUUAACUCUUUUUCUUUUGAAAAGAUUUUGAUAUCAUCAAUGCUUGUCUAGGGCUGACACCGAUGACGUAAUACCUUGACCCGAAAACUCACCACUUUGUCAGGUGUAAUAAAUAUUUAACAUACACCGCAAUUAAAAAAGAAAAGAUACAUGUCCGUUUCAACUUUGUUGUAGCUUAAUAGUUUCACCUGUUUAUAAGAUAUCGUGAAAUGACGCUGUUGUUUAUAUUAGUAUAGUAUAUUCAGUAAUUGUCGCACUGUUUCAACUUACCUGUGCUGCUUACAUGUACCUGUAGAUAUAUACGAGAUCAUUGUUAAUUUACCUGGUCAUUCUCUGACUGCAGGCUCACCUGUUCACUUGAUAAAAAUAAUCGGGUCGAGGUGUAAGUUUAUCAAGGCAAGGAAUUAAUACAUAAAGGUAAGAAGAAGAUGAGCAGGGAUGAUGUGGAAUCUCACGAGUCAUUGUUGGACGAACAGCCCAAUGGACACGCCAAAGUGGUCAUCGAUCGCCCUGUCUUCUCACAACAGAAAUUUGACGAGGGAUUUAGCCCUGGGUCACGACCUCAGACCACAUUCAGGGAGUCCCUCCUUAAGUCCUGUAGGAAGUGUCAGUGUUCCAGGGACUGCUUCCUGGGAUUUCUGUACAAGAUAUUCCCAUUCAUUGGGAUCAUGAAGGACUACAACAUUCGUACUGAUCUGACCGGGGACAUAGUGUCAGGUUUAACAGUGGGGAUCAUGCACAUUCCGCAGGGUAUGGCGUAUGGCAUGUUGACCACCCUGGAUCCUGUAUAUGGCUUAUAUACAUCCUUUUUUCCUGUGAUCAUAUAUUUCUUUUUUGGAACCUCGAGGCACAUUUCCAUAGGAACUUUUGCAGUAGCCUGUUUAAUGAUGGGAUCGGCCAUUGAGAAGGGUUUGAAGUCCCCCAGUAUAAGCAUCAUCGAAACAUGUAACAACGUUUCCAACUCCAUGGCGACCACUAAUGUGACCAAUCAGACGGGUCCUCUGUACACACUGGAGUGCACUGACAACAGUGAAGCAGUCAAGCUGGAGAUAGCAAUGGCAGUUACGUUCAUGGUCGGCAUUAUACAGCUUGUGAUGGGCCUAGCCCGUCUGGGCUUUGUGACGACGUAUUUGUCGGACCCCUUGAUCAGUGGUUUCACCACGGGAGCUGCAUGUCAUGUGUUUACUAGUCAAAUCAAACAUGUAUUUGGAAUCCAAACUGCCCGAUACAGCGGGGCAUUCAAACUUAUUUAUACAUACCGUGAUUUCUUUGGGAACCUGCCGAAAACGAACGCCAUUACUCUGAUAGCCUCCGUUCUAUUUAUGGUGAUGAUUUACCUCGUCAAGGAGUACAUCAACAAUAACCCCAAGAUAAAACCGAAGCUCAAAAUGCCCGUCCCCAUUGAGCUCAUCGCUGUAGUAUUGGGAACUGUGAUAGCAUACUUUAUGGAUAUUGAAAAUAAUUUUGAUGUAAAAAUUGUUGGAGAUAUUCCCACGGGACUUCCUAUGCCAACUGUGCCAAAUUUCUCUCUGAUGCCAGCUGUUAUAGGCGAUGCCUUUGCCCUGGCCAUUGUUGUAUUUGCCAUCUCCGUUUCCAUGGGAAAAAUUCUGGCCAGAAAAGAGGGAUACGAAAUUGACUCUAACCAGGAGUUGAUUGCGUACGCCAUCACCAAUGUGGGUAGCUCAUUCUUUUCUUCUGUUGCAUCCUCGGCUUCUCUGUCAAGGAGUCUCAUUCAGGAACAUGUGGGCGGAGUCACUCAGCUGACGGGGCUGGUAUCCAGUGCUCUGUUGCUCUUAGUUCUUCUGGUGAUAGGACCUUACUUCAGAUCCCUACCUAAGUGUGUUCUAGCCGCAAUCAUUAUUGUUGCCCUGAAGGGGAUGUUUCGUCAGUUUCUGGAGCUUCCUAAACUCUGGAAAUUGUCCAAAAUUGACUUUAUUAUAUGGAUUCUGUCUUUCCUAGCCACUGUGAUAUUAGAUGUAGAUCUCGGACUCUUGCUUGGCGUGGUGGUCGCAAUAUUUACAAUUGUUUACAGAGUACAGAGGCCUUAUGUGUGUGUAUUGGGACAGAUGCCUGGGACAGAUAUAUACAGGGAUGUUUCUGUCUAUAAAGAGGCAACAGAAAUUCCUCGGGUGAAAAUUUUCCGAUUUGAAAAUGCGAUAUUCUUUGUGAGUGUGGAAUAUUUCAAAACCAUGCUCUUUAAGUACACGUGUAAUCCCAGGCACGUGAAACAGGAUAUUGUGGCUGCUGAACGUCGAGCACGGAAGGAGAAAGAAAAGUUAGACAAAAUCACAUACAAGAAUGACACAAACGAGAUUCAGUUGACUGUAAACGGAGACCAGACCCAGAUUACAGAACUGCAGCCCAGCACUGAUGUCCCAGACAUCGGCUUCGACACGAUCAUCCUGGAUUGUUCCACAUGGAGUUUCAUUGAUUCGAUGGGGGUGAAAGCUCUCACAUCAAUUGUAAAUGACUUCAGGGAAAUAAGUGUCAAAAUUCACCUGGCCUAUUGUAAAGCUGGAAUUCGAGAAAUGCUGGAGAAGACCGGUUUCUUUGUCUGUUUAGACAGAGACAAUUUGUUUGUGACCGUGCAUGAUGCCGUUUUACAUGCUCAACUACAGAGCAGAAACGUAGCACAAGAUAGCGACUCUGAUUCGCCAAUAGAUGGCGCUCCAGGUUCCACAGAAAUAGUACAGAGGUCAGCCAGCAAUGGAAGUCAAAGCGAUGUCAGGUCAUAACACACGUGUUAAUAUUCAUACAACUGACACAACCAUUUGCCAAAAGCCUGCAUUGGCUGAGGUUCAAAAACUUCCAAAGCAAUUCUUACAUCGAACAGCAGUGUGUUCAUGAAUGACCAUCUAAAGGAAAAUUACAUGUGCAUGUUACAGUACCAGGGAUGUUAUUAACAUGUCUCUGCCAGUACACAGAAUUUGUGGCGAAAAAUGAGACACAGUAUAUUUUUAAUGGUGGAUUGAAUGUUUAAUGCUGAGUCAGCACUAUUUUACCAAGUAUUUUUAAUGUAAAUUUUGAAUGUGGGAUGAAAAAAAAAUAAUGGGGAGUUUUAAAGUUUUUAUCAUGAUGGGGAAGACAUCCCUCUGCUGUUUCAUCUGACUACUCUUGAAACCAGUCAUUCAACACUUUACAUGUAUCAUUGGAGAGAGAGUCUUAUCAGGAAUUGUAUUAUGUGUGCAUCUUUGUAGUACAAACUAUUGAUUAGUAUACACAAACCAUUGAUUGAUACAGAGGUUGAUCGUACAGAGCAAUUUGAUUUCCACUGUAGGUCAGAUUCCGCUCAUUACAAAUUAAAACCACAUUGAAUACACCUACAUGUACCUAUAUCCUCUCCAUGCUCCCAAGGCUGUAAUUGACAAUUUCUUGUCACAUAAUGACUGCUUUCACUGCUAAGAUAAAGAUGAACCUCUAUACAAUAUUUCUAUCCAAGAUCUUCCCUUUCUCCACAGUGUGCUCUCGGUUGUUUAUAGGUUGUCAGUGUUUUCCCCUUUUUCUGAGGAGUCUCCAUUGCUAAAGAGAUUUUCAGGCUGUUGUUGUGGUAUUGUCCAAGAACGUGGUCUAUCCACUUCCAUUGUCAUAUUUUUUAGCCAAUAUAGAACGGAUUUCAAAACCAUGACGAGUUUUAAAAUUUUGUGACAACAAAUUGUAAUCAGAGAAUUUGGAAAUGAUUCAAAGCAAAUUAUCUAGCUGUAGACUAUUGAUGUCAAUACAGAAAUGAAUUUAUCAACAGAAAGAUAACAGAGCAAUCAUGAGUCAGCAGAUUUUAGAGUUUGGUGUAAAUGCAAUCAUACAAUCGGUCAUUUUUUUCCUGUUUAGUGUUUGCUUGUGAGUAGUUUUUUUAAAUCUGAAAUUCAAAAAGUACAUUACAUUACACUAAUGCAUUUUUUUUUAUGUCCCAGAGAUAAAAAGAAAAUCAGGGGAGAAAUUGUAUUUAUUUUGUUGAUCUUUCUGCAACUUUAAGUAACCUUGGCGAUGAAUUAUGAACAGCAGUACCCCAGUAAGUGUCAUGUUUACACUAUAGCUUGUCUUUUGAGUCACAUGGUCAAAGACUGUUGCCUCUGCUAAUGAAAGCAGAUAAUUUGUUUCUCAAGAAAUGAUUUGAUCUCAGUAAAGGUGUGGACUUGGGUAUUUGUAUUUGCACUAUGGGUUAGUCUUUUGAAAAUCUUAUCUGGGGUUUCCUAAGCGUUUGUCCUCUGUUACUAAGUAUAGGUAUUGAUGAUAGCAUUUUUAGUAUUUGAUCUUGAGAAAAUCAAUCCGUAUAUUACAUCUUGGCCUAAUUAAUCUGGAGCAUUGAUGUGUAACGAACAUAUCUCGUUUUAAAACAGCAGUUUUGUUGUCUGUACUUCCUGUCUUCCUAUAACACACUGCUUUUUAUGAUAAAAAUACCAGCUUCAGUGCAAGUAAAAUCUAUCUUAACAUAACCGUAUACAUGGAUUUUGAAAUUCGUACCAUACUCAAAAUAUUGGAACAGACUGUGGUAACUCUGCUGGCUGAUACAGCGAUCCCAACCCGACACUAUUAAAACAGGAAGAAAACCGUGAUAGAGACAUCGAUUACUGGCACCAAGCCAGCUCAAAUAUGGCUAAAAAUAGAAUUUACACGGAGGUUUUAUGGACUGGUUUUUUUUUAUUGUGUAUAAUUCUACAGUUGUUGGAUAUCGUGAUUCAGAUUAUUAAUAGUUUGUUAUAAAAAAAAUUAUGAUUUAUGAAUGUAGUUUUUUCAUGCACACAUACUAGUAUUAGAUUUUAUUCGGAUGCAAGUAGUUUUUGUUUGGAUGCGAGUAGUUUUUCUGUGGAUUUUGACGAGUGAUUUACAAAGCAUUAUAUAUAUACAUUGUACAUGUAAUCAUGGGUAAUUAGCAUGCAGUGUUCUGUGUAUAUGCACAAUGUACAGUAUAUACAUUGAAAAUUGUGUAUUUACAGUGGCGAGCAUAAGGAAUGUCAUUUGUUAAGUGCAUUGAGGGGGGAAAUAUGAUCACAAACUUUAUAUUUCAUUGUGAGAGAGCUUUACCCAUGCUUUUAUGAAUUCUUUGAUGUAACUAUUUUAACAUAUAUUUUAUUUUUAUCAAAUUCAGGUGGAAUGUUUUUCUCCAGUGGAGCAUUGUUGUUCAUUCCAAUCGUUUAUUUUUAUCAUCCUUAUUACUGGGGGAAAACUCAAUAUAUCAUUAUAGACUUGUUUAUUUUUCGAAAUAAAGGUUGUUCAUGCUGCAUUCA
Messenger RNA from Ostrea edulis (European flat oyster), 8624 nucleotides. Its product is annotated as sulfate transporter-like. Gene Ontology annotation, molecular function: chloride transmembrane transporter activity; bicarbonate transmembrane transporter activity; oxalate transmembrane transporter activity. NCBI's taxonomy places the organism in Eukaryota, Metazoa, Mollusca, Bivalvia, Ostreida, Ostreidae. The record is from RefSeq and is a predicted model, not a curated record. Bases 3831 to 6137 code for a protein of 768 amino acids. The transcript has 18 exons. Gene Ontology annotation, biological process: transmembrane transport. Gene Ontology annotation, cellular component: membrane.